UAGGGGUGCGUGAGGGGUGAGUGAGUGUAGGGGUACGUGAGGGGUGAGCGGUGGGGCGAGUGAGUGGUGGAGUUAGUGAGGGGUGAGUGGUGGAGUUAGUGAGGGGUGAGCGGUGAGUUGUGGGGCGAGUGGAGCGGCCGGUGGAGGAGCGAAGUUCACCCCCUGCUCGCUCUCAACCAGGUCACAAGUGACCCGACGCCUGUGAGCUGGGACCCGGCUCAGGGCUCAGGCUCCCUCACCGGAGACCUCGCGGGGACCCCCCCCCCCCCGAGGGGACCCCGUCUCCUGGCGCCAUGAGGGGGACUUUUGCGAGGGUUCGGGGCGGCGAGCCCCCCGCGUCGCGGGAGGGGGGCCCCCCUCCCGUCAAGCGGCCGUGCGGCCCCACGGCCACCGACCCCUUCCCGGACGACUUGAACUUGUCCGACUCCGACUUCGAGCAGCUGAAUCUGCUGGACUCGCAGGCGCCAAGUCAGCAGCCAGAGCCACCGCGGGUCGCGGCGACCUUCCCUCGGCUGCGGAGCCCGGUCGUCGCUGGGCCAACACGCGGCUCGCAGGGUCCUGGGCCCUGGGCCCUGCCGGUCCCUGGGCCGCCACGGCCCGCGGCGGCGGUGGUGGCCGCGGCCGAUGCCCCCUCGGAAGGUCAAGGGCCCGUGGAGGUGGAGGCUCUGAGACAGGAGGGACGGUCGUGGAGGGACAAGUGCGCACGACUGCAGGAGGAGUUGUACAUGCGCGAGGGAGAGGUACGGAUACUCCGCGAGUCCCUGCAAGCGGUGCAGGCCGCCCAGGAAGAGCAACGCGUCGAGCGACAGAGACUCGAAAGGGACGCCACCCUCGCCACGGGCCAGUGUGAGCGGGAGCAGCGUGAGCGGGACCUCCACCUCCGCAAGCAGGUGGAGGGCUUGAAGUCUCAGUUGCAGUUCAAAGACGCCGAGACGAAGUCGCUGCAGAACCGCCUGUACGUGCUGGAGCGGGGCACACGGAGCCCGCGUUCCCCCUGGGGUGGCUCUGGCCUCACCGCUGGCAGUCCACGAGUGGGCACAUCGUCGCCGUGUGCAGACUCCUCACUUGGCCGUGGCACUCGGGCGGAUGCAGCAGAAGAGAAGAAGCAGAUCAAGGAUUGUGGGAAAUCGCAGGCUUCGGAGGAUGGGCGCGGCACGUGGGUGAUCAAGCGCCAAUGGAGCCAGGGUGCGCUGCUGGUGGAUAAGCUUCUCCGCGUGCCUGGUGUGUGUGCCCAUCUCCCUGUGAGCUCGGCUGCUCGGAGAGGAGGAGGUGCGGUCUCUGCCGAUGCCGCUGGUCAUGACAACCCUGGCGAUGUCCGCUCCGCUAUGGUGCUCUCCCUGAACGGCCUGUCCCGGCUACUGCACCCCACCGGCCCUCUCAGUCCACUCAGCAGAUCUCGGACCUCAGGACCGACCGGCCCGCGUCGCAUUGAGGGAGACCUGUUGGAGUGGGGCAUCGUGGGUCGUGAGGCCGAAACAUUGUCGCACUUCCUGCCGCUCAUCGAGCUGCGGCUGGGCCGCUACGCCGAUGCCGCCUUGGCCCGAAUCACCUCCCGCUCCAGGCCUGGCGAGGAGCCGGCCGUGGUUGCUAUGGAAACGGACGCCGAGGCAGCAGCGGCUGCGGCGGUGGACGCGUUGGUGCUGGAGGAGGAGGCGGAGGCGGCGCUGAAGACGCUCCUUGCCCUCCUCGCCGGCGCGCCCGCCCCCAUCGCCAAGGAGUUGUCGUCGUUGCCUCAGGAACCCGAGACGGUUCUGGGGAAGGGGGCCUUGGGAAACAUCGUGGGGGAGCCAGGCGCACCUCACCCCCUGCUGAAGAGGCUGGUGCAGGUGCUGAAGCCGUGUGGCGAUGGCUUGGAGCGAACGGGGGCUGUGCGGAGCAGGGGAGGGGGGGCGGGGCUGCUGGGGGGCCCCGGGCGAGGGCAGCGGGAGGCGAUCGUCUGCACCGUCCUGCGGGUGCUGGCUCAGCUGGCAGAGAAUCGCCACGGCAACCUCACGGAGAGCCUGCUGCUGGCGCUGGAGGGGAGCGGGCGGCUGGCGCGCUGCGUCACGGUGAAGACUCCUCCCAGCACGGUGCUGCAGGUCACACGCAUCCUCACCGCGGUGUGCUGCCAGCCCCGCGCCCUCUCCCUUCUUGGCUGCGGGUCAGACCACUGCACGCUGCUGCACGUGUGCACGUACGUGUGUGAUCGGGGUCCCCGGGGCUCCGAGCCUCACCCCGACGCCUGGCUCCAUCUCCAGCUACAGCUGGCACGGGUGGUGGGUGCCAUGGCAGAGGCGGGGCUGGUGCCGCAGCUCCUCGCCUCCCCCUGCUCCUGCUCGCACAAGGUGGCGAAGGCGCUGGCGCUUUCGCUGCACCGCGCCUGGCUCUCGGUGCGGGAGCCCACGUGCUACGUGGACGGUGCGACUCGCUGGGUAGCGCCGAUGCCCGGUUGCAAGGAGCGCCGGACAGGCCGGGUGAUGCGCGAGCUCGUGUGGGGGCUCUGCGCGCUGUCGGCCGGCCCUGAUGACGGGCGGUUCUGGAGCCUCCUGCAAGACGCGGCUCACCCAUUCGUGGAGGCCACCCGCGGCCUGCGGAGCGGCCUCCUCCUGCAGAGUCUGCUGCCCGACUACGGGCCUGCUGAUGAGGCCGCCCUGGAAGGACUUUGCUUCAAUCCUCACGCGGCCAGCGAGCAGCACAGCCACGUGGACGACAUGGAGGUCACAUGACCUCCUGGAGCCACGAGCGUCACGCCCCCCCCCCUGCCUUGCAUCGAUGUCACCUGGGUCACAGGUCAUAAAAUAGCUCCAAAGCGGGAGGCAGCGGCGCCGUAGCGAGUGGACCGAUGGCUCGUUAAGCAGCGAUGUUAUUGCGCCAACCUGAACGCGUGAAGUGUCGGCGUCUUUCUGUUUACGCUUACAAGGAAACGUUCGGCAAUGAUGUAUUUUGGUUAAUUGCCAGCUCUUAAUGCUGCGACGUAGCAUUUGACGAUGCGUAAAGUGGCGAAGUCAUCGCGUGUACGAGGAGCACGUAGAGCUGUGGCAUUGAUCCGAUUGCCGGCACCUGUCGCGAUGAUGUCAUUGAGUUAAGUGACAACGUUGUGAUCGGUCACGUCAUGGACUUAUCGUUUGGGGUUUACCGUCGAAGCAAUGUCAUGGGAUUGAGCGGCAUCACCUGUAGCGGUGACGUGAUCAGAUUCACUUUCAGGAUUUGAAGCCCGAAGUCACCGUGCUUACUGACGACGUUCACGGUGACCUCGUUGGCGACUGGCGCGGUGUGGGGUACGAUUGCGUCACAGCGUCGACCAGCGCUGUCCCUGCGAUGCGACCGGUCGAGUGGGAGGGAGCGCGGCCUCGGUUUGUUUGUGCGCGCCACGCUCGGGAAAGAGGGCGACCACCUCGUCGUGUGUUUCACAGCGCGCCCAUUGUGGAGUUGAGUUGAAAUAAAAGUUCUCAGACGGU
This is a messenger RNA of Lethenteron reissneri (Far Eastern brook lamprey), 3437 nucleotides long. It is a transcript of the gene ATRIP, whose product is annotated as ATR interacting protein. Gene Ontology annotation, biological process: DNA damage checkpoint signaling; DNA repair. The record is from RefSeq and is a predicted model, not a curated record. NCBI's taxonomy places the organism in Eukaryota, Metazoa, Chordata, Hyperoartia, Petromyzontiformes, Petromyzontidae.